Molecule: messenger RNA, 4731 nt
Organism: Paecilomyces variotii
Lineage: Eukaryota; Fungi; Ascomycota; Eurotiomycetes; Eurotiales; Thermoascaceae
Product: mitogen activated protein kinase
Exons: 5
Coding region: 1-4731 (1576 amino acids)
Biological process (GO): protein phosphorylation
Molecular function (GO): protein kinase activity; ATP binding
Source: RefSeq, a predicted model, not a curated record
AUGGAUGGACAGAGACAGCCGUACAUACCGGUUCCUCCUCCACCCGCAAUAUCGCAACCGCCCCAGUCCCAUGUUAUACCAUUACCGCCGCCUCCUCCUCGUCCUCAGACACAGCCCCAUGGCAUUCCUCCGCCUCCUCCAGGACCACCGCCGGGGUCUGGCUUUGGGGUCGCGCCGGGAUGGCAGCAAAGCUGGGGAAGGGGACUUCCUCCCCCUCCUCCUCAUCCACCUAUGUUAAACCAACAGAACCAACACCUAGCCUUUGGUCGUCCGCCCCCUCUGCCGCCACAGAGCGAGAAUCAACCCCUCACCUCAGCGACUUACAUCCCGGCCGGCGAGUCUUUUGGGCCGGGAGUCGGGAUACCUCCUCUAUUUGAUUCAUAUACUCGUUCUGUUUAUGAAGGGAAAGAUGAAAGCACACUCACACCCUCCACUCGCAAUAUGCCGUCCUCAUUUGUGUUACAUGAUACCGUUCAUGAGUUGGUAUCUCCAAACGUGCCAGCGAAUUCGGCGCAGAACCCACCAGCGCAGAGCACGGGGCAAGCAUCUGGGCUUGCCAAGUCAUCCAGUCACCGUCAUAAUAACAGUAGUGCCUCAUUGGGGGGUCUAUCACCAAGUGAAGCUGCUGUUCAAUGGCCCUUGGACCGCGUGUUGUCAUGGCUUGCACAAAAUGGGUUUUCCAAUGACUGGCAAGAGACCUUCAAGUCCCUAGAAUUACAAGGAGCGGAUUUUCUCGAGCUGGGCCAUGGCGCCAACGGUAGAGGCAAUCUGGGGAAAAUGCACAAUGUCGUCUAUCCCCAACUGGCGAAAGAAUGCCAGAGGACCGGCACAGGGUGGGAUCAGGUCCGUGAAAGGCGUGAACGAGAAGAAGGAAAGCGCAUGCGGAAACUGAUUCGCAAUAUUCACGAUGAUGGUAGCCGUGAGACAACACAUGUCAGUCUUCAGAAGCGACGGUCAUCCCAACCAUUGACUGCUUCACCUAUGUUCGAUGCUGGCCUGGAUGGCUCACCGAACCUCGGGCGAGAUGCGGGCUCGGCGAUCAGUUCAGGCAAUCCUGAAAGCCCGGUAAACUAUACUGCGAAGGGCAAGUUCGGCGAGUAUUCUCGCAGGAAUAGCGCGCAGCUGCGGUCGGUAACGUUGCCGGUCCCCGGGUCUAUGAGCCACGAUUCUCAUGCAAAUGAAUCCCACCCUUUGGAAGCUGCGACAUUGUAUCCUCGCUCAGAGCUUUCUCGAUCUGCUCUCAAGGGAUUAAGCGAGCAUCGAAGACACAGCUCUUCGACGGCUAGCGAUAGUGGACCUUUCCCUGCCCCGCCCCUUCGACCAUAUGAGGAGAGCCCUAAAAGUGGCAGUCCAGCCGCACAGAAUGCCACCCUUGUCCCAUCGGGAUUGACAUCGUCGUCUACAGGCGAUCUGACGUAUAGGUCGGAACACUCGCGGGGGAACAGUACUGAUUCUGCGUUUGGGGGCUCUGGCCAUGGUCCUAAUAAGGAUAUUCCUACUAGGUAUUAUGAGGCGCGAAGGCAAGGCUUGGAUACUGUCCGUCCGUCGCCGCAAGAUACAAACUAUCGUCAAUGGAACGGAGAAAGCGCAUCCUAUUCCAAAGAGAGCAGCAAGGGCUUUCUGAACAUUUUCAAGAAGAGACCUAAGCUUACCGAUUCUAGCAACCCAUCUCCAGAAGAACAGAGUCUUGAAUCACCGACGAGUCCGGUAAACAUACGUCAAAACGGUAGUUAUCUUCCUUUCACAAAGCCUGGACUAAAUACUAGCGAUGUGUCACUGGGUGAGCGGCCUUCUUCUGCGUCUUUUUCAGACCAUGAAAAGGUGGCAGUCCGGAUAAAGCCUGCCUCUAGGGGAAAGAAGUAUCUCUUCGUCACGGCAGAUGGCUGGAACUACCGAUUGGUCGACGUGACUGACCUUGAUUCCGCUGACGCUUUGCGCCGUGCCAUCUGCCAAAACCUAGGGAUGUCAGAUUGGGUAAAUGCUCAGAUCUUCGCUACCGAACCAGGACAGACUGAUCACGAGGAACCACUGAACGAUCAUGCACUGGUUUCUAGGCGUACUAAAUCGGAUGCUCUGGGUACGAUGAAAGUAUACGUGCGCGCUGCGAAUCCACAUUCAACCUCCACCCAUUCACCGCGCUUUGCUGGUCUCGGCGUUUCGAUGCCCGAAAAGAACACUAUGUCUCCCAUAUCUGGGCAACAUCACCUGCAAAGGAAGCCUUUAGAUGAAGAUGCUAUGCUUCGUGUGUCGGCGGCUGGUGUAUCCCCUAUUGACGGUCCGCGGGAAUCCAAACAAACACCCGAGUCAGAUAACCACGAAUUCCCUCCUCGCUCCUCUGAUAGCAGGCCUAGGCCAAAUCAUUAUGGAGAAACAGGCUAUCGAAGAGAAGGCGUAAUAGAUUUCGACAGGCCUAGGCCUUCUCCAUUUGAAGACAAACGAGUCGACAACCUUAUCCCGCAACGGAAAGCUCCAUCUGCACCGUCUGAAUCUCACACGCUAGCGAAAGUCAAUUCGAUGAGCAAGAAACCGGGUCAGCGAUCCCCUGUAAUCCAGGGAGAUCAAAACAAGAACAGGCCUCCUGGAAUUCUAACUCCUGAGGAGCUGGCUGAUGGUCGGAAGCCGAUAGGUCCUGCGCAUGGUUUGGGUCACGGUCUCGCAGCAGCCGUUGCCAGUGUCGGGAAAAUGACAAGCGCCAUCGGCACACCAUCACCAUCUAUACCAUCGCCAUCCAAACUAGUGCAAUCUCCCGAACAUAGCUUCACAGGGCCAAGCAGGACUAGUCCAGUAAUGACAACACCAAAAUCAGCGGGAUCGAAUAAUGGGGCUCGAGAACAGCGUCGCAUGGAAACGCCACCAGCACCGUCCGAACAGCCAACGCGACCGACACCGAAGGCUCGCAAGUCCUACGGCCCAGAAUUUGAUUUUGAAGAGACCAAGGUGUCAUUCCAGCAACCGUCGUCUUCACAGGACAACGAGGAUUCGGAUUCCGAUGACGGUUUGUUUGCCAAACCGUUGACUGCGAGGAAACCAGAAUCAGAUGUGAAGCAACCAGGGUCUCCGUUCCCCGAGACCGAAAAGAAGUCCGCAAAACCAUCUCUUACACUGAACACUGAGGCAAGACCAGGAAAGGGGCUCAGUGUGAGCUUCAAAUCACCCACAGUUCCUGGAGACUUCUCUGCUGGGCCUCCAGCUCACAGCCCGAGCGGAGAAAGCAGUGACUCGAGAGCGCAUCAGCCGGCCACUGCCGCAAGCUCCUCGAGUCAUUCUCCCGCCGAGCAAAAAUCAUUACGGAGGAGUUCAUUCGCCAGGGACGAUGUCUGGGCGAGCAGACCUCCGGUCGAAGGAGUCAUAGAGAAUCUAGACGAUUACUUCCCUGAUAUCGAUCUCGAUGAACCCUACUUGGGCGCAGCAAGUCCCCCUGCAUCGCCCGUUGCAACCCCAGUCCGGGGAGUAGCGGAGGACCAGUCUCAUGGCGCUGGUCCAUCUCAAGCACCACAGCCUAGUCGCGAAGCAUCCGAUUCCUUCAGUUUUGGGGAGCCUACGAUGAACGCCAACAAAAGUAUAAGUGGCAAGUCUCGAAGCAACGCCGGUCGUUCUGCUAGCGGGCUUGGCCGUAUGAAAUCCAUCAGAGAGGUGGCUAAGGGAGCACAUCAAGUUCACCGAAAUCGCAGUGUGGCCUCGUCCAAUAACGCGCAGCCCGGCACGAUCCUUCGCCGUAAGAGCACCAAAAUGUUUGGAGCGAAGAUCAUGCAAAUCAGUCCAAGACCUGGCAUCCGCAUAAGUCAACUGGAUCCUAUCCCGCAGAACUCUGUUCCACAUGGAAAUGUCCCGCAGAGACAGCCUACUUUCCGAAUUGUCCGGGGUCAGCUGAUUGGAAAGGGGACUUAUGGAAGAGUGUAUCUCGGUAUCAACGCAGACACUGGUGAGCUUCUGGCUGUGAAACAAGUCGAGAUCAAUCCCAAACUCGCAGGUCAAGAUAAAGACCGAAUCAAGGAGAUGGUAGCAGCGAUGGACCAAGAGAUUGACACUAUGCAGCAUCUCGAGCAUCCUAAUAUCGUGCAGUAUCUUGGUUGCGAGCGAGGCGAAUUCUCCAUUUCCAUCUACCUAGAGUAUAUUUCUGGUGGCUCUAUCGGUAGUUGUCUGCGAAAACAUGGCAAAUUUGAAGAGAGCGUCGUCAAAUCACUGACUCGUCAGACUCUUGAUGGAUUGGCGUACCUCCAUGAUCAAGGAAUCCUCCAUCGUGACCUCAAAGCGGAUAAUAUCCUUCUUGAUCUCGAUGGCACAUGCAAGAUCUCUGAUUUCGGAAUUUCAAAGAAAACCGACAAUAUCUACGGCAAUGAUGCGUCAAACUCAAUGCAGGGCUCAGUCUUCUGGAUGGCUCCUGAAGUCGUACAAUCGAAAGGCCAGGGCUACAGUGCCAAAGUUGAUAUCUGGUCACUGGGCUGUGUGGUCCUGGAGAUGUUUGCGGGUCGCCGACCUUGGAGCAAAGAAGAGGCUAUCGGUGCGAUCUUCAAGUUGGGUAGCUUGAACCAAGCACCUCCUAUUCCCGAGGAUGUAUCCAUGAAUAUCAGCCCUGCAGCUCUCGCUUUCAUGUAUGACUGCUUCACGGUUGAUUCAGCUGAGCGUCCAACAGCCCAAACUCUUCUCAGCCAGCACCCCUUCUGCGAACCCGAUCCAUAUUAUAAUUUUGUCAAUACCGAGCUCUAUGCUAAGAUUCGUCACGUUCUGUGA